This is a messenger RNA of Linnemannia hyalina, 1218 nucleotides long. The record is from the annotation of a GenBank genome assembly. NCBI's taxonomy places the organism in Eukaryota, Fungi, Mortierellomycota, Mortierellomycetes, Mortierellales, Mortierellaceae.
AUGUCGCACUCGCACGGGCCAGACGGGGCAGCAGGAGGACUUCACACCACCAACAACACAUCCCAACCACAACCGCAAGGAAUCGCACAACCCCCACCACCAGUAGUCCUCACACCGGCAUUACUCGAAUCCCUCAAGGUCUCAAAGAUCUUCAAGGACAACACCCAGGCCAUCACCUCUAUUCACUUUGACGACUCCGGUUCCAAAUGUGUCACCAGUGCUACUGACGAGAGUCUUCACGUCUACGACUGUUAUACCGGAAAGCUGGAGAAGACAUUGUUCAGUAAAAAGUACGGAGUCAACCUGGCGCGGUUCACGCAUCGGUCUACAAGCGUCGUCUACGCAUCUACAAAGGAAGAUGACACACUUCGGUAUCUCUCGCUGCACGACAACAAAUACAUCAGAUACUUUCGCGGACACGAGAAAAGGGUCACUUCGUUGGAGAUGUCGCCGCUGGAUGAUCAGUUCUUGGCAGGAAGUCAGGAUACAGUACGGUUGUGGGAUCUGCGUAGUCCCAACUGCCAGGGUGCGUUGUCGGUGAUGGGACAGCCAGUGGUGGCAUUUGAUCCCAGUGGCCUCGUCUUCGCCGUAGCAUUAGGAGGAACCCUCCGCCUCUAUGAUGUCAAAUCCUUCGACCAAGGCCCCUUCGUCACAGCAAUGAUAGGUGACUCCUUAGGCAUCCCACACACAAGCAUCUACGCCACCCAGAUCGAAUUCAGCUCGGACGGGAAAAGCCUCUUGGUCACCACUGGAUCGGACGCCCAUUACAUCGUUGACGCCUACACACCUUCUGUUACAAUGUUCAAACUUGUCGGACAUAACACUAAUACUUUUGGAAAUGAGCCGUUUACGAGUGGGAGUGAGGCUUGUUGGACUCCUGACGGGAAGUGUGUUGUCUCGGGAUCGCGUGAUGGCGAUAUCUAUGUCUGGGAUAUCUCGAAAGCGAUUGCGGACCAGGCUGCGGGGCUUGUGAAUGGAUCUGCAGGAAAUGCCAGUAACUCUACAAACGGAAGUACCGGCAGCCUUUUGCAGAGCAAUGGUGAACUGCGGCCCUUCAAGACCCUCAAGGCCCAUGGCACCCCGAGCCAUAUCGUCGCCUUCAACCCCAAGUACCUCAUGAUGGUCAGCGGUUCCACCGAGCUGGCAUUCUGGGAGCCAGAUCCAAAUGCUGCAGUUGUCGAUGCCCUUCACGACUUUUCAAAAGGAGGCCGUUACUAG